AUGGAAUCGCUAAAGACAUUCAUUCACCAGUCGAUGCGUUCGCCAUUGCAACUGGCUAUCACCGUAGUGCUGCUCUACUGCAUAAAUGCCGUCGGAUAUGCCUUCUUCUUCUCGCCGGUUCGACAUGUGCCAGGUCCCUGGUGGGCGCGGCUGUCGAAGCUCCCAUUGCUCCGGGCGACAUUGCAACGUCGACGUUCGCAGUAUGCGUCGGACUUGCUGGCCAAGUACGGCACAGUGGUUGUCAUUGCCCCGGAUCAAAUCCAUACGACCGACGAGGAGGCCAUGAAGAUCAUUUACAACCGCCACUCGCGCAAGACGAGUUUCUACAGCAACAUGGGAAGUUGGAAAGGCGUGACGUCCACGCUUGGCUUCAUCGACUAUCCAAGCGCUGCACCUACGCGGAACAACCUGAUUCAGUGCUUCCAGAACAAGAACCUCGCCACUCUCGUUGAAAACAUGUCUUCUCACAUUGGCGAAUUCUGUGAUGUGUUGAGGGCGAAGGCCGGCCAGGAUAUCGAUGGCGUUGUGCUGUUUCGAUUGCUUGCGUUAGACAUCGUCACAGACGUCCUGUGGGGCGAGAGGAAGACGCUGCUCUCCGAGAUGUCGGACCAGACGCCUGUAUUCCUACGCCGCUUCCAUGCCUUCAGCUCUUACAACGCGAUGAAAAGCUUCAUCCCUGGUUUCGACACAUUCGUCAGAAUCGUGGGCUCUGCAAGGUGGCGACAGCUUCGACAAGACUGCAGCGACAUGGACGUUACAGCGAAAGAGGCGCUGGAGCGGUGGGAGAGCGAGCCGAAGCAUCGCGACCGGGAUGUACUCAGUAUGCUACGAUCGAUGGAUGCGGCCGAGGAUGAGCGCAAGCGGGUGCCAAGCGAACAUAUUCCGGCUUAUAUGGUGGAGAUGCUGGCCGCCGGGAGUUCCACCACCUCACAUACCGCAGCGUUCACGUGCUGGGCGCUGACAAAGAACCCUGAGGCUGGCAAAAAGCUUGAACAGGAACUGAAGGACGCCUUCCCGGGGGAAAUUGAGGAGCCACGGCUCAUGGACCUGCCAUAUCUCGAUGCGGUCAUUCGCGAGACGAUGCGUUUGAUGCCCAUGAUCCCAGGACCGUUGGAGCGGUACCUUGGGGAGAGCGUGGAGAUUGACGGGAUUAAGAUCCCUGCCGGUGUUGUGGCUUCAACUGCAGCCCGGGACCAGGGCCAGAUGGCAAGCGUCUUUCCACAGCCCGAGAAGUGGAUGCCGGAACGGUGGCUUGAUGCUUCCGAUCGAAUGCAUCUGAACUGGACACCCUUUGGCUUCGGUAGUCGGUCUUGCCCCGGCUCUAACCUCGCCAUGACAGAGCUCAAAUACAUGAUCGGCAUCAUCUUCCGGCAAUUUCGCGUUGUUGAGCCAGGUGAGGCCGGACACAAACAGGAAAGGCUUGACCUUGCAGAUGUGUUCGUAGCUGGUGAGAGGAGCGGGCAUUGCUGGCUGAGGUUUGAGCUUUUGUAG
Molecule: messenger RNA, 1491 nt
Organism: Neohortaea acidophila
Lineage: Eukaryota; Fungi; Ascomycota; Dothideomycetes; Mycosphaerellales; Teratosphaeriaceae
Product: cytochrome P450
Exons: 3
Coding region: 1-1491 (496 amino acids)
Molecular function (GO): monooxygenase activity; heme binding; iron ion binding
Source: RefSeq, a predicted model, not a curated record